Capsella rubella is the source of this 1651-nucleotide messenger RNA. RefSeq lists its product as uncharacterized. The record is from RefSeq and is a predicted model, not a curated record. Gene Ontology annotation, molecular function: calcium ion binding; 3'-5'-RNA exonuclease activity. Lineage: Eukaryota; Viridiplantae; Streptophyta; Magnoliopsida; Brassicales; Brassicaceae. The transcript has 11 exons. Bases 36 to 1493 code for a protein of 485 amino acids.
AAAAUCGGAAAAGAUCUCUUGGCGAAUUCGAAAGAAUGCAAAGCCAUCAGAAUCGAAGAAGCAGCUACACAUCAACAAGGCUCAGCUUUAUCCUACGGUCUAGAUUCAUCCCUUCACCACUCUCCUUCUUCUUCGUCUUCGCUGCCGUCCCUCUUCCGAUCUACUUUUCCGGUUUACUCGCUAGAAUCAACAAACCGGCUUCACUUAUGAGAUUCAACUCGAAUUUAGCUUCUUCAAUGGUGGAUUCGAAUAUAUCUUGUACCACCUUCAAUAUCCUGGCUCCGAUUUAUAAGCGCGUUGAUCAAAAGAAUCAGAGCAUUCGAGAGAGCGAUUUCCGCGCCCUUUGGUUAGCUCGCAACCAGAGGAUUUUAGAUUUGUUACUCCAUAAACGCUCUUCAGUUAUCUGUCUCCAGGAAGUUUGGGUUGGGAAUGAGGAAUUAGUGAAGAUGUAUCACGAGCAGCUUGGCACUUCAGGCUACACUAUUUUUCAGUUGGCUAGAACCAAUGGUCGUGGUGAUGGUCUUUUAACAGCCAUCCAUAAGGACCACUUUAAAGUUUUAAAUUACCGGGAGCUGCUCUUUAACGAUUUUGGAGACCGUGUUGCUCAGCUAUUACAUGUCAAAUCAGUUGUUCCCUUUCCGCUUAAUGGGAAGCAAGACAUUCAGCAAGAAGUUAUUAUAGUGAACACUCACCUGUUGUUUCCUCAUGAAUCUAAGUUGUCUUUUGUAAGAUUGCAUCAGGUUUACAAAAUUCUUGAAUAUCUGGAAGCUUACCAAAAGGAAAAUAAACUUAAUCACAUGCCCAUUAUUCUUUGCGGUGACUGGAAUGGAAGCAAACGCGGGCAUGUCUACAAAUUCUUGAGAUCUCAAGGGUUCAUAUCAUCAUACGAUGAUGCUCACCAGUAUACAGACAGUGAUGCUCAUAGGUGGGUUAGCCAUAGAAACCACAGGGGAAAUAUAUGCGGAGUUGAUUUCAUAUGGCUCUGCAACCCUAGCGAUUCAAGAAAACCACUGAGAACAAGUUGGGUGGAAGCUGUGUUCAGCAUUGGCAAGCAACUUCACAAAGCUUCCAUAGCCAAGGGCGAUGCCUUUGCUUUUCUUGGGGAAAAUAAUCGCAGUGAUUCACUAACCUACUCUGACUUUUGCCAACUACUUCAAAAGGUAAAUCUAACGGGUACUGCAGAUGGACUUAGCGUUGAAGAGACAAAAGAGUUAUGGGUUCGAGCUGAUCUUGAUGGAAAUGGUGUCUUCGACUAUGAAGAACUUAAGAAAAUUUGGAACACGACGAUGGUGAACAAACCUGGAAACUGCAAAGAGAGUAUGAUGGAGAGUAAGAAAGAAGAAGGAGAAGAAGAAGCAAUCGGAUUGAGAGUGAAGAAAGCGGUGUUGUUCCCACAAGAAGCAGAGAAAGGACUGUGGCCGGAGAACUACAAUAUCUCCGACCAUGCUUGUCUCACCGUACAAUUCUCUCCGGUCAAAAUGGUCUGUAGCUAAGUUUUGUUUAUUACGUACGGCUCUUUGUGAAAAAUGUAAAGAAGCAAUGAGAUUGAAAAUUGCAGUGAGAGAAGUUUACAAACCUUUGUAUAUUGUAUAGUUUUUCUGUGAUUGCAUCACUGUUUCUGAUAUAAAUUAAAGGUUUAGUUUUUUUUUUU